AUGGAAGGUACCGUGUUCGCACCCUCUUUGGAGGGCAUGAAGCAUGUUAAAUCAGAAAAUGGUGAGAUGCUUACCAAGCCUUUCUUGGACGUGUGCAAGCUCAUCCUUCCUGUUUUAGGUAACAUUUGUUCUCACUUUUCUUACAUAUAAUCACUCACUUGUUUCCUUUACCCAUGUGUAGGCAGAUGUACACUAGUUUGUGUCUUUCUGACAUUUCGGAGAGACAAUACCCUGAUUCAGCUAAAUACUGAAUAUUUUCGAGUUUUUAAUACGCACUUUCAUUCUCGUCCGUCGCAUGAACCCUUAUGAUGAGCUAUCACAUUGAAAAUUACUCAUCCUAGGAGUGUUCCACUGUCAAAGUAUGUUAAUCAGAAAUAGUCAGUGUCAUCUCCAUCCUCUAGAUCAGGUCUAUAGUCACGUCAUACGUUUUUUUUGUUUUAACAAGCAUUUUGCAGUACAUCAGGUGAGUCACAGUGAGGAAUGGUUUUGGGACAAAUGUCAACAGGAAAGUGAAAAAAAAAAAUUUAAUAGAAAAAUGUUUCUUUAAUUGUCAAAGUUUUAAGAUAAAAUUUAUUAAUCCAAUCGUUCCAAACAAUCAUCCAGUUCAAAAAUAUGGGUGAUGAGGUGGGUACUAAUAUGGCGGCUCAAAAAGAAAGAGAAGAAUUUCAUCAAACGUGCUUUACUACAUAAUGCCUGGUAGGUUAUGACUUAUGGUGCUGUUUGAUGAUGCUAUGGGCAAAAAUGCAUUCACGUAUGUUAUGGUAUUUAGGAGUAUUGGGGGGUAAGAAAUAUCCAAGUGUGCCCCAUGCUGCUGUCCCACAGUGUAGUGUCUCUCGUGUGUAAAAAUAGUUCUGAAAUGUGGGGAUGAAUUACCUUAAGUGAAUCUUAAAUGCUUUUUCAUGGUAGGGUCUCUCUUGGACUUGUCUCCAUAAAUGGCUAUCAUUGUGCCGGGCACUUGUACUCAUGCAAUAAAUGUAUUUAAUAUCAAUAGGUUGUGUGUCUUGCUCAAGAUAAUAGGAAGGCCCAUGUUUACGUUACACAUCAUUUCACUGCAUUUUUCGGGGAGGGAGGGCAUUAUGUUAUGAGGGGCAAUCCUGAUAAACAUGGUUCAAUAACGUAAGGCCUUUGUGCAUGCCUUGUUUUAAUAUAAAAUCGGUCCUAGUUUUAUUUUUCCCUAGGGAUGAAUCGUCAAACUUUGUAGCUAAGAGAUAAAAAAUAGAGAAGCAGAUCCAAUUUAAGGACAGAGCACCUCUUUUGCCCAUCCAGUCGUCACAUCUUACGAGAAGCAUCCCGUGCUUUUUUCCAGACUUUUGAAGAAUACAAUUUCGCCCACUGAACAAAGGUUGACCAGUAUAAACCUGUAAAACCAUAAAAUUUUUAAAAUGAUAUACAAUUUCUUAAGCCUGGACAUUCUGGAUGCCAGCGAUAUCCUCAGGGAAGUAAGUUGGGAGUUGAUGAAAGGACGGUACCAGGUGGGACAGCAUUAACGAGCUCAAAGGUUGCCCAUUUGGAUCUUGAUAUUUUUCGUUUUUGUGGGCUGCUUUGAGGUCGAGCGAUGGAGAAUAUUUUUUUCUUGUGGCCUGGAGGAACCAACCUGAAGGGCAGAUAUUGAAUUUAGAUAUUAUGUUAGAGGCAAAGUGGCUUGUAGUGAAUGGGCUAUAAAGAGUUCUGUAUCAUUAUCCACAAGGCUCUUGGAGAUUUGGACAUUUUAGAGAAAUAUUAGUGGUAUAUGAACUUCUUGGUGAGAGGAAAACGUAUGAUUUUUGUGCAACAGCGUUCCUGUUCUUGCAGAGAAACCAGCUUCUUAAUCUAUCGCCACUUUAUUCUAUAUUCUCAUGCUGUCUAUGAAGGGAAUCAGAUUCAUAAUGGAAUAUGGAUGAACAUUUAUCUUCCCAUUUUCCUCAGUCUACGUUUGGUGUCAUUUUUACUUUAUUUUCUCUUUAAAAAUAUUCUUGAAGCAUAUCGAAGGUCUCUUUAAAAAAUCAUUCUUCUUUGUCUUCGUAUACAUAAACAAGCCAAUUUAUCUUCCUAAUAAUGUUAUUAUUCCUUUAAGGAUCCUGGUCAGCCAGAAAGACCCUCGGGAUAGCAAAGUUAAAACUGAGACAGGUGACAAGUAUACCGACAAACAGAACGGCCAUAGUAUUAUUGACUUCUACAAGGAUGUGUUCUCCAUAUUCCAAAAACCAGGAAGGCUAAUGUCCUGCACCGAGGUUAAUUUGAAAAGUAGCCUACCCCAAACUUAGAGAGAGAGAGAGAGAGAGAGAGAGAGAGAGAGAGAGAGAGAUCUUCCUAAGUGAGCUCCUCCACGUAAAACACUCACUACUGGGCCCAUUACAUUGUCAUAAAAAUUUAAGAUUUUUCUCCUUAUAGCCACACAAUCAGUAUUACAGCUGUUAAUCUCUGAUUUUUAAUACCCAGCGAUAUUCAGUAUGAAGAACAUUUUCAAUUCACUCUUGGACAUUUUAUCUGAUAUAUGUAUUGGCUUAAUGUGAAAUAGUAACGUUGAAAUAAUCAUCCUUCGGCUAUAUGAUGAGAAUCACAGUAGAAGAAAAAGAAUUGACUUUCAUUUUCUGACACUUUAUCACAUGUUUUUGCUGACAGACAAGUUUGGGACUGCCAUGGCUCUCGUGAAAUCCGACAUCGGUGGAAACAUCACGGUAGAUUAUCUCCAGAAUUUAUAUUUUUCCCUUUGAAAAAAAUUAUUUAAUGAGAGAGAAAAAAAAAAAAACAGACCCUCUGCUUAGCUUCCCAUAGAUCAGGCCAUUGAGAGGAUUAUUCCGCCAGAUUCAUAGCAUUCUGCCCCAGAAAAUAACAGACUUAGUGUGAUUUGGGUCUCUUCGUAGAGAUUGGAGACGAAGUACGUCUCAAAUCCAGGCAAGUACGAGCUUCUGUACAGCAUGGUCCAGGAAGAGAUUCAGGCUAAAACCGCCAAGGGCUCAUCAAGCUGCACUAAUGGCCUCCUCUGGUUGACCAGGUGCGUUUCUAUUUAUUUAUUUACUUAGUUACUUACGUAUUAAUUAUUUUUUUAGAAAUUUCUGGUUGGUUUAGGGCGAUGGACUUCUUGGUGGAGUUAUUCCGCGACCUGCUUCAGCACCCGGACUGGACCAUGGCCCAGGCCUGCACGGACUCCUACGGCAAGACUCUGAAGAAGUUCCACGGCUGGAUCGCCAGCUCCGCCUUCACGGUCGGCUAUCUAUCCCUACUGCUGAUUUUUGCUUUCAGUGGGCCUGGCCUGGGCCUAGGCCUAGAGAAAGGCCCAGCCCAGAUAGCCGUUGACCCUGAGAGCGAGAGAGAGAGAGUGUGUGUCAUGUGAGACCAGGGUCAACUUUUGGGUCAACUUUUCUUCUCAUGGGUGGUGACUUUCAAGUUCGGGCCCUAAGGAAAGGGGUCAAACUGGGUCGAGCUUGUCCAGAGCCCAUUAAGACAGACUGCUUGUGGGCUUCCUUCGGCGUUGACUUUCAAUCUAAGGCCCUAAGAAAAGGGUCAAGGAUAUUAACAGCGUAUUGACAAUGGGUGAUCUUUGAAAUGCAGGUGGCGAUGAAGCUGGCGCCGGACAGGAAGAAAUUCAUGGACGUGAUCGCCGGAAAUGGGGACAUCAAAGAGGACAUGGAGGCCUUCUGCGGUACCUUCCACCCCCUCCUCGAAGAGAACCACAGGUUCUUGGUAAGCCCCUCUCUCCACCCCUGACCGUUGACAUUCAGACUCCGCCUGUUCUCUUCUUCACUCUCUCUCUCUCUCUCUCUCUCUCUCUCUCUCUCUCUCUCUCUCUCUCUCUCUAAUCAUGCAGGCCAGCGUUGACCUUGAUGACCUGAGAGCGUCCUGA
Messenger RNA from Spirodela intermedia, 3823 nucleotides. The record is from the annotation of a GenBank genome assembly. NCBI's taxonomy places the organism in Eukaryota, Viridiplantae, Streptophyta, Magnoliopsida, Alismatales, Araceae.